Messenger RNA from Rhopalosiphum maidis (corn leaf aphid), 1649 nucleotides. Its product is annotated as zinc transporter ZIP1-like. The record is from RefSeq and is a predicted model, not a curated record. The coding region runs from base 302 to 1405 and encodes 367 amino acids. Gene Ontology annotation, molecular function: zinc ion transmembrane transporter activity. Lineage: Eukaryota; Metazoa; Arthropoda; Insecta; Hemiptera; Aphididae. Gene Ontology annotation, cellular component: plasma membrane. Gene Ontology annotation, biological process: zinc ion transmembrane transport. The transcript has 2 exons.
CUAUUAUUGUGUCUGCGCGCGUGUGUGUGUGUGCGAGUGUGUGUGCGAGUGUGUGCCUGCCGAGAUAUACCCACACUCGGACGAUCAGACCCACACACGCACGUAGGUACGCAGUGUCUGUUCGGCGGCGCGCGUACAACGUCUCUCGUGUGGUUGCACGGCGGGCUAGCUGAAGCCAACGGGUUCGUGGUCGCGGUGGGUGCCGGGCCGUGUCCGAGGAAUACACGACGACAACAAGAACGAACGGUACAAACACAGAUAGAACAUAUUUACGUGCAGACGUAUAGUGACGGCGAGCACGAUGGCGGCGGCGGCGGCGGCGGUGGAUAAGGACGAAAACGCUUCGUCAGCGGUGCUGGCGAAAAUACUGGCCAUGGCGUUCCUGGGCGUGUCUUCGUUCGUGGCCGGCAGCACGCCGGUGUGCGUGUUCGAGCGGCUGGGAAUCCGGCGACGGGCGCGCGGCGCCGCCAACACCGCGCUCCGGUUGAUACUCAACUUCGGCGGCGGCGUGCUGCUGUGCACCACGUUCCUGCACCUGUUGCCCGAGGUCCGGGAGGGCGUCGAGCAGCUGAUCGCCGACGAGACGCUCGACUCGAAAUCGCCCGUGUCCGGCCUGCUCGCCGAGCUCAUCAUGUGCACGGGUUUCUUCUUCAUGUACUCGAUCGAGGAGCUGGUGCACGGGUUCGCGGGCGGUGACUGUCAUGCGCACCACAGCGGCCACAGCACCGCGGACCAGGGUCAGGCCGAUGACGCCGGGGUGCCGCAACAGCGCCGAGGCGACGCGGCGACCACCGCCGGCCAACCGAACGCCGUCGGGUAUGACAAGAUGGACGCGGCCGGACGGGUGGCCAACUACAACUCGUGCAUGUCUUCCGUAGAGCUGGCGGCGGCCGUCAAGAAGUCGGCGCCGAAACCGGUGCCGGCCGCCGCGUCCGAGUCGGUCGUCCGCGGCUUUUUGGUCGUCGGCGCGCUCAGCAUACACGAACUGUUCGAGGGCCUGGCCGUCGGUCUGGAGAAAAAUUCCACGCAGGUUUGGUCACUUACUGUGGCCGUUGCAUGCCAUAAGCUGGUCAUCGCUUUUUACGUCGGAUUACAGAUGCUUUCAGACAGGACAAAGCCAUUGCUAGCGCAUUGUUCAAUAUUGCUUUUUGCUGUCACAUCUCCGAUAGGUAUUGGCGUAGGCACUUUAGUCAGCAAUCUCGAAGAAACAAACAGUGUGGUCCUAUUUUCAGUCGUUUUACAAGGAUUAGCUACCGGCACGUUGAUGUAUGUGGUGUUUUUUGAAGUGCUCAAACCGUCACCUGGAAAUUUACAAAUUAAACAAAGAAUAUUACGACUAAUAUUUAUUGCUAUUGGUUUUGUGUCAAUGCUUUCCAUCCAAUUGCUUAUAUCCGAAUCCGAAUAAUAUUUCUCAACUAAUUUACAUGGACCUAAACAGAUAAAUGUAUCUAUUUGUGUUAGAUAAGUAUAUAUGACUAUAUUAUGUCCAUCUGUUCAUUUAUCUACCUACCUAUACAAUUAUCAAUUGGACGUUAGAUACUAAGAUAUUAUGUAUUAUUAUAUAUCAUAAUACUUUACUAUUUAUGAUAAUAAUAUAUUAAUAUAUUAUAUACAUCAUGAAGGGAAGUAAAAUGUGAAAAUACUUAGAG